UAGCAACCUUUCUACCAACCUUUUCAUAUUUUUAGAAUUCGAACAGCUGAUAAUUUGAUUGUCACAUUUAGUUAGAGUAUUUUUAGAAAUUUUCCUUUGUGAGACCUUUCUUCUUAUGAACCCCAAUGAAAAAUCGCAAUGACAAAACCUCUGUCAAAAGGUCUGGUUCUAGAAGAGCCCUACCUCCAGAAACUGAAGAUAAAACACCUCUCGGGUCUUCAACACACACGGGCUACAUUUCCACUUUUAUUCUUUUAAUAUCAACUUUAAUAAUCUAUGAUGUAGUUAUGGUGACAAAUGGGACUGUCGACUUUGAAGCUCUCAAAGCUGAUCUCAGAAACAGCGUUUACAAUCAGAGUGAUUCAGUUCGUGUAAUAACAGAAAGUUUGGACAAGAUCCAGAAAAAUGAUCAGUCUGUGGAUGUAAUUAUUUUUAUGGGAAGUACAGGUGUUGGUAAAACUUUCACUGCGAAUAUUCUGAAAAAACACUUUAAUCCAUUUACAUACGAAUUAAGGACCCCAUUACACAACGAACAAAUUUUUAGUACAAUUAAACGUAAUAGACAUAAUUUAUUAAUAAUUGAUGACUUAACAUUAGAUGAUACAGAUAAUUUAGUUUUAUUUAUAAAAAAUAUACCACAAGAUGUGGGUGCACUUGUGGUCUGUAUUUUUAAUAUUCAAGAGACUGAUAAUUUGUUAAAUCAUAGGAUUAAUCACGAUUACAUUGAUAAAAUAGUAGACAAAAUGAAUUUAGCUAAAAUUUCUUACACGGUGGCUAAAUUUCAUGAGUUUACAGAAGAUCAAGUCAAAGGUUGGGUGAUAAAACAAUUAGAAAUGAAAGGAGUUGACAAACAGUUUCAUUCUAAAAUUGUUCAAACUGUGGUUGGUAACCAAAAUGUUAGGUACAACGGUUUAAAAGGUUUAAAUUCAAAAAUAUUGUUAGAACUGUGAUAAAAUGCCUUGUCUAAUUUUUAUUCAUUGUCUGUUUUUAUUCAUUAUGAAAUAAAUUUUGCGAGAAACAA
Molecule: messenger RNA, 1021 nt
Organism: Tribolium madens (black flour beetle)
Lineage: Eukaryota; Metazoa; Arthropoda; Insecta; Coleoptera; Tenebrionidae
Exons: 2
Coding region: 126-950 (274 amino acids)
Source: RefSeq, a predicted model, not a curated record